Messenger RNA from Spirometra erinaceieuropaei, 5091 nucleotides. NCBI's taxonomy places the organism in Eukaryota, Metazoa, Platyhelminthes, Cestoda, Diphyllobothriidea, Diphyllobothriidae. The record is from the annotation of a GenBank genome assembly.
AUGCGAUUGGUGCAUGGGGGCGAUGACCUCUACGAAUCCACCAAUCAGCGGCGCCGCGAAUACUCGCUGAGGUCGACGGUGCGUGCGCAGGCUCAGGCUGACGAGGCCAAGGCCGCCUCGUCGAGAGGAGCGUUCGCGAGCACGAAUCACCAUAUGGCUUCCGACACCUUUUGCUGGAAUAAUCGUCACGCUGAAUUUACGGCGUGAGUAUGAUAAGCCUUCUGGAUCAGUUCUAGUAGUAGGGAGUUGCCACAUUUACCUAGGAAUCUAUAGGACUAACUAACUAACUAAGAAAUACUCAGAUAUAAAAUAUGGAAAAUUUCAGGGUUUGAGAGUACUGCAGUCAACAACAUUUUAGAAACGGUAAGGGUCAGCUAUAUGCGCGGGGUAAGGGAAGACCACGGAGAACUGCCUACAAUAUUUUUUUAAAGUAGGUGUUGUCCGGUAGAGUUUUUGGUCUGCCCUUCGUCGGCAGGAUGACAUUCGCUAACCUGUACCGUCCCGAAGAGUCAGUGCUGUUGAAAUGUCUACACUGUCGUUUUUUGAUUUCCACAGAAAUUAUCUACGAAGUUGGAGUAGAUCAAUUUAUUCAAGGUCUAUAGGCUCAGACCGAGAAUUUUAUGUAUGAAUACUUGGGCCAAAGUCCAUCAGCCACAGCGAGUAAUCGCGUAAUAUUCAUUAACUGCCGACAGGCAGCUAGUAGUAUACUUUAGAGUAAGGUGAUACCAUACUAACAGCACAGGUACAAGCCAAAAGCUCGUACACGCGUGUUUCGCCGAUAUUCUGCCGCUGCAUGGGUACAGCUGCGAGGGGUUCGGUUCGUCAGUGGGUUCUUCAGCAUUCCCUGUGUGUUUUCUGGUAGGUACUCCAAUUUAGAAAUUGUCGCUUUUAAUUUCCUCAGCAAUUAUCUACGAAGUUGGAGUAGGUCAGUUUAUUCAAGGUCUAUAGGCCCAGACCGAGACCAGUUCUAAAUUGGAGUAUCUACCAGAAAACACACGGGAAUUCUGGGGGACCCACUGAUGAUCCGAAAAAAAUCUUCGAUAUAUUGUUAGAUGGAUUGCAUACGUUUUCUAGUAAUGCAGGAGUGUUAAAACGCUGGUGAAUUUCUUAAACAACAGUUAGCAUUUUCUUGCCCUGAUCAUAUACUUAAUCCUUGCCUCAAAAACUUGGCUUUUUGAUCAGAUAUAGAGUUUGGUCGAUCUGCAAGUAAGCAGAAGCCAGAAUGAAGCGACAUGUCAUAAGCCGACUACUCCGAAUUGUGUGGAGCUUUUAUAAAGACAAAUGAUGUAGAAUUUAGCCGGUUAGUCCUGACGGCGGAUGCGUGAGUGAGGCUUUGCAUAAGGUCAUUAAAAAAACUUAGUGUCGACACCCUAAUUGUUGCAUUUGUCUAGCCAGCGGCUAAUGGGGAAGGCUACACUCGUAAAUCGUCAUGAAGUUUUGAUUAAUGUUAGCGAGAAGUACUUUCGCGAGUCACGCCCUUCCAGGCACUUUGCAAGAGUAGCGUAGGCAGUGUUUUAUAUGGUCGACAUCCUCGUGCAGCUGGCAGCGCACGUUCUAGCUGUAAACACACACGACCUAACUUGCCUGUUUUUGAUAGUAAUAGUGAUCAGUGCCACCGUUACUUAGCUGAGCAUGUAGGCUCGCCCCCCCCCGCCUCCCCCCAGGGUUAGAGUAAUAACUGACCACUGAAAACUUCCGUUCCUUCACACCAAUAGUCUGCCUGGCCCAUAACAAUUUAAUUAAACAGUUUGAUCACGGGCGAUUGCACAACAAUGUGCUAUCAGUAAUUAAAAUCGGCAAGGAUUAAUUAUACGGGGGGGGGGGGGUGGGGGAGGUAAGAAAGUGCUAACUGUUGUUUAACGAAAUUUACCAUUUUAACGCUCCUGCUUUGCUGGCCGACAUAUGCAUUAUUUUGAGCACUUUUUACUACCUGACUGCUCUCCGCCCGAGUUUUUUUUCAAAUUGAGCUUUUCCUUACUAAAAAUUAUGUUUAAGGUUUGCCGAACAAUGAUCAAAUGCAGACAUUUAAGCAGCACCGGCUCCUCGGGGUGGUGUAGGUAGGCGAAUGCCAUUCUGCCGACGAAGGGCCAGUCAAAGAGUCUGCAGAACAACGCCUUCUUUGAAGAACAUAGUGGGCAGUUCUCCACAGUUUUUCCGGCCAGAUGUAGUUAUGUAGCCCCACCUGAAGUAAUGAUCCAGCUACCUCAGGGUGUCGGCUUUCGAAUUAACUUAUUUUCGACUGCAUGUAAGAACUAUACUCUGCAAAAAAUGACUACUUACGUAGCAUGCAAUCUUCUCAUUAAUUUUCGAUGUCCUUAAAGAUUUAAGUAUAUUCCAUGGAAAACAUGCAUAAAAAUAGUCUUUUACUUAUUCGAUAGAAAAUCACAUCUUCUUCCAAUUUUAUGCUUGAAAGAAGAGUAUAAUUCGGUUUUCAAAACUUUAUAAUUCCAGAAUAAUUUUGAACCCAACUUGCUGUUACACUUGCAUUCAAGGCUUGAAAACGACAAGCCGCAUAUUUUCCGUGUACGGAAAACCAUGCAUUUCUCUACGGUAUUAAGAGGAGACCAUAUGGGGUUCAUAAAAUAACACAGUGAAUUUGAGCAACAUUGUUAACUUUAGAAGCCACAUUUGUAAAUGCAGCUACAUGACGUUUUAUGAACGGCCAUUUCACGGUAUUAAAAAAUCUCACAAUUAGAAACUUUCUAAAAACCGAAUUAUACCCUUUUUUCGAGUAUGAAAUCGGAAGAAGACGUGAUUUUCGAUGCUGGGACCGGAAAUACAAACAUGCGCCCAGACGCAUCUGGCGUAGCUGGUCCACCACUGGGGUCUACCAGAUGGGUCAUAUGCACUUAAUCGAAUCGAAGUUUAUCAGUGCCUCGCCAUCUGCCAGUCUCUGUCGCUGCAUAUAGGGUAUUUAUUCACUCAGGAAUGGGCGCACACCGAUCCAUUGGCUUCCCGAAGCAAAAAAUAACCGGGUUUUCCUGCUAUUUGAAAACCUUCCGCGUCACAACUCUUGGCGCUUUGUGUUUGAUUCAAGGACGUCAGGUUCACUGUUGACAGGAAUGUGCUAAUUUGCCGUGGGGAUGGUUUCUCCAGCGCCGACCUCUAUCUCCCCUCUCAAAUACACUAGAUGACUCUUCGAGAGCCUGUCAGCAAUCUGGUGCUGAGAUUUGUGCGCUGGAAGGCGUGGCGUACGAUCUACGUCUAAGGCGUGCAACGCGCGUGUUCAGUGGCACUUAUUGUCUCGAACGGGCUCCGCGCAACCCCGUAAACGCACACAGUGAGUCAGACCGUCUCGCGUUUUACUUCAGCACAUCUACAUAACAGUCCUGCAUACUAACAGUGAAGCGAGCAGGUUCACCCGAAAACAACAAAAUUUAUGCAUGAGAGAGCAGCAAACCACUUAGGCCUGUGUUGAAAGCAGGGUUACUUCAUCCGAUUUUCUUUUCCUUCAUGUCAAGGAAGCACUGCAGUCCCGGCAAGAUACCUGAGCCUGAUGAGAACAUGCUGCAUGACUUCACGCAGGAUGACUUGAUGCAGAAGCCAAGCAUACGUGAGAAGGUCUCGAAAAGCAAUUCCUACUGGUUUGGAGACUGGCUCAACCUUUUUCUCUACCUCUACAACAUCUGCUACUGUCUACGCGGCGAGGUAAGAUCACUGGCCGAGUUCUCUCAGUAUACCUGUUAGCAACAAUGCAAACCUCCAGCAGUUACACCUAAACGGGGCAAAUUUUACGUUUUUAACGUUGGCUAAAUGUGUAUUCGUGAUGGCAGGACUACAUUGUGCUUAGUCAGCCGUUUGACAGGAGACUUCUAACCAGUCAGAGUACUUAGGGAAUAAGAGAUGUUGGCAACGGUAUAAAGAAGGACCCCACUUAACUGUCAGUAGACUGUGGAUCGUGCCAUACGUGAUUGAUAGUAAAGGGAGUUUAAUGGGUGGGUCAGCAAGCUAGACAGUAAGCUGCCAAAAGUCUUAUCCUACGCUAUUAUACGACAAUGGAAAUGGAAGUAGUAAGUAAACAAUCAACAAAAAAAUAAAUUUCACAAAUUAACGGAUUUGAGUUAGGUGUUCGGUCGUGGGAAAUAGUUGUUGUUGGCGGUGUGAUUUCUGCAACAGCCUGCAAAUGUAUGCCAAGCUAAAACCUCAUAUAACACGAUCCACGGUCUACUGACAGUUAAUUGGGGCCCUUCUCUAUACCGUUGCCGGGAUGUUUAACAGAGAACAGCUAUCGUAGAGGGGCGCGCACCAAUUGCGUUACGGAACUCACUCAGCCCGUUGUGCCUUGGGGCUCCCUCCCUCUCUCUCGAGCCCCGCUAGCAGCCACACAGCGGCGCGUAAUAUAGGCAGAACGACCUUACCGACAUUCCGAUCUCCCUUGCCCUUGUCGGUAAUGUCAUUCUGCCUAUAUUAGACGCGGAAGUGUUUUCUUUCUAGGUCUGGUCGUCGCCACAGGCUGAAAAAUGCCUCACAAAGACCCAGAAAGUGUCUGAACUGAGCUGACUGCCCAAGCAGGAUUUUCUAAGUAAUACAUCUAGAAUCCACCAGAUGACUACCAAGCUCACGUAUUCAGAGGUGUUUCGGUAGGUUUCAAAUAAUUCACUUUGAACCAACUGUGAAAAACUCGGGGCCUCGCUGGGAUUCGAACCCACGACAGCAAGGGGAGGCUUUAGUAUAGCCAACGCUCUAACCAUCUGAGCUGCGAGGCCCCACCGGACGACGCGAGUUUAAUCACAUCUGGGUCAAUUUUACCCGCCCGACCUACUGAGACGUCUGAAAUCCACCAAAUUUGAUACAGUAAGUUGACUAUCCAAGCGUGAUUUCCUAAGUAAUACACCUAGAUUCCACCGGGUGACUACUGGGCUCACGUAAUUCAGAGGUGUUUCGGUCAGCUUACUGUAUCAGAUUUGGCGGAUUCCAGAUGUCUGAACUAACUUAGACCUCUAUUUCGUGCUCAUUUGCCUCUAAAUGCCACUUAAGUCGUCUCUCCAACUUAAGGUCAUGGUUAAGAAUAUCGGUUGCCACGGCACUGCCAGGGCAGCUGAGGACCCGCUGUACGGGGAAAUCGCCGGCAGUCAAAAGGCGAUUCAAUAG